Trematomus bernacchii (emerald rockcod) is the source of this 3222-nucleotide messenger RNA. RefSeq names its product endoplasmic reticulum protein 44 (gene erp44). NCBI's taxonomy places the organism in Eukaryota, Metazoa, Chordata, Actinopteri, Perciformes, Nototheniidae. Bases 103 to 1335 code for a protein of 410 amino acids. The transcript has 11 exons. The record is from RefSeq and is a predicted model, not a curated record.
AUUGGUCCGCCGUAGGUUUCCGGCUGCACUUUAGAAGAGAAGAGCGGCGUCGAGACCAUUGGGAAGACUAAACACCACCGCCUCCAAUAUCUAUACUAUACAAUGAAACUGUUAGCAAUAUAUCCGUCUCUCGAUAUCCGCUUCGUCACAGUUAUCCUGCUGGCGAUGGGCCUCUCUACUCCCGGACAGGCAGAAAUCACCAGUCUGGAUUCAGCCAACAUUGAUGACGUCCUAAAUAAUGCUGCGGUGUCGAUAGUUAAUUUUUACGCAGACUGGUGCAGAUUCAGUCAGAUGCUCCACCCAAUAUUUGAAGAGUCUUCUAACAUAGUGAGGGAGGAGUUCCCUGAAACCAAGCAGGUGGUGUUUGCCCGAGUCGACUGCGACCAACAUUCGGACAUUGCCCAGAGGUACCGCAUCACCAAGUAUCCAACACUGAAGAUGUUCCGCAAUGGGAUGAUGAUGAAGAGGGAGUACAGGGGUCAGAGGUCGGUGGCGGCCAUCGCUGACUUCAUCCGCCAGCAGCAGGUCAACCCUGUGAAAGAGCUGCAAUCCGUGGAGGAGAUGAAUACUCUGGAUAGAAGCAAGAGAAACAUCAUAGCUUACUUUGAAAGUAAGGACUCGGAGAACUACAACACAUAUGCAAAGGUUGCCAACAUCCUUCGAGAUGACUGCACGUUCUUGUCGGCCUUUGGAGCCAUAUCUCAGGCCGAGCGCUUCAGUGGAGACAAUAUCAUCUACAAGCCCGUUGGAGAGAGCAUCCCCGAAAUGGUCUACCUCGGUUCACUCACCAACUUCGACCUGACCUACGCCUGGGCCCAGGACAAGUGUGUGCCUCUGGUCAGGGAGAUCACCUUUGAAAAUGGAGAGGAGUUGACUGAAGAAGGGAUCCCUUUCCUCAUCCUGUUCCAUGUGAAAGAAGACACGCAGAGUUUAGAGAAGUUCCAGCAUGAAGUGGCUCGCCAGCUCAUCAGCGAGAAAGGGUCUAUAAACUUCCUGCACGCAGACUGCGAGAAAUUCCGCCAUCCUCUGCUCCAUAUCCAGAAAACUCCCGCUGACUGUCCCGUCAUCGCUAUAGACUCGUUCAGACACAUGUAUGUCUACCCCGACUACAAAGACCUCAAUAUCCCUGGAAAGCUGAGACAGUUUGUGCUGGACCUUCACUCUGGAAAGCUUCACCGAGAGUUCCACCACGGCCCCGACCCCACGGACAGCACGCCCGGACAGGAGGAGACGGGAGGGGAGGCGGCCAGCAGCCCCCCGGAGAGCUCGUUCCAGAAGCUGGCGCCCAGCGAGACUCGCUACACCAUCCUCAACCGGGGCCGCGACGAGCUGUGACCUCAACAGCCUUUCAGAGAUCCUGUGACUCAAUGCCACGCCCCAGGGUCGGGGGGAGGGGGGGGGUUAGGGUUGGGACAGGCCAGCGGGACAGAACAGCAACACCCAACACCCUUACUGAAGAGAGAAUGAAGAGAAGAAACAGUCCAUGACACAACCAUGUUGGAAUAACCUAUAUUUUCAUAACUCUUUCAUGUACAAUUUUUAUUUUGGAUCAAAAAGGAAGGGGGGAAGAAGAAAAUGUGUGCGGGCAGGGGAGCAGGGCAUUAGGACAUCAAGAGAAGUCUUUUUACUAUUAUUUUUUUUUCAGAGCUUGUAAAUAUGUUUGUGCUACAUGGGAGUCUCAUCGUUGGUCUAAAUUAAAUGCAGAGUUUUCUUUAUUUUAUUUGAUUUCUUUUACAUCACCCUGGCUUUUUGUAGAAGAAAAAAAAAACCCUGAAGAGUUCCCUCACUCCAGUCGUACGGUUCUUAUCUGUGGGUAGUUCAGCCUGUCUGAUGAGAGGUGCGGUUUUAGUCUCCUCCUGGCUGCAUCUCAAUAAUAUGUCCAACUCUAGUCUGAUGCAUUUGUAUAGCACAAGUUAUAAGAAGUUUGAAGUAGCUUUAUCUCCAUAUCUUCUCCACAAACGGUAGUUCUGAAGGAAUAGAAAACAUAUUUUUAAAUGCUUGAUUGGGGUAACAUGAAAUCAAACCAUGAGACAGAAGAUACAGAUACAGAGCUACUCCAGCCUGUUGAGAUGCACCCCCUUCUCUCCCUGGUACUAAAUGCUUCUAGAUUACGAUGUCUCUUACAGUGCUUAUAAAAAGUAUCGCCCCCUUGGACCUUUUCAUGUGUCGCUGUUUUAAAGCACUGAAUCACAGUGGAUGUAAUUAGGAUUUAAUUUUUUGUGAUGAGUCUUUUGGCCAUCAUAAGAAAACCUAAAACUCCAAAAAGACAUCCUCCCUACCGUAAAGCCUGGUGGUGGCAGCAUCAUGCUGUGUGCAGCUCUUCUGCAGCGCGGCCGCCUUGCCUCUGAAAGUAGAAGGUUAAAUAGAUGUCUGUUUUCAAGCAGGACAACCCAUAUCUAAAGCCAAAUCUAAAAGAUUUAAACGUAGAAUGUGAGAGAAUUAGUGUUUGAUGUGUAAAGCUGUUACAGGCCUAGUGAAAAGACCUAAGGCUGUAACUAUUGCCAAAGGUGCCUCUAUGAAAUAUGGUCUCAAAGGAAAUGGAUACUUACGCAAUCAGGAAUUAUGUCAAUUUUGUACCCAAGGAAUCUGAACAUUAUUUGAAUGUUCAGUGUCUAAAAUGCUGAUUACCUCCACUACUGUCAAACAUUCAAAGUCAAAGGGGGCUUGCUACCUUUUUAAAGGCACAGUAUUUGCCAUGCCACCUCAGAGUUGUUUUUCCCGGGAAACUAAAAGAGGACCAAAUGUUUUUGCAAUGAUGUACUUUUAAAAUGGUAAAAGUUCAUGAAAUGGCUGUUGUUUUUGUUGUCAAAUGUGUCAUCGUGCAAGGGGAGAAAAGACUUCCCAGUGUUUUAAAAAAAAGCCGCGAGACAAAAGGGGAAAACCCAUGUGACGAACGGUGGAAAUUUAAAGUCGGCCACUUUAUACAAGUUCUCUUAAAACUGGUUUUGUCUCUUUAUAUGUCUUUGAGGUUUUGGUACAAGUCUAGAUCCCUGAGAUCCCCUGAGCAUGAAUAAAUGCAAAGCCAGGUUAAGAUGCGAGGACCCCAUUGCUAAGUUUGUAGUGAGUGUCCUGCCCUUCCAUAGAGGACAACAGAAGCCUGCAUCGUGACAUAUCAGCCAACCAACAGGAGAGCAACAGGGGGGGGGAUGCCAUUUCUAAACCAAGUCAUCUCAGAGGGGGAGAGGAGUUGAAAAAAAGUAAAUUAAAAACCAUUUUACAGGA